UUCCCUUUCUCCGCAAGAGCUGCUACUUGUCGUCGGAGCAGCGGUCAUGGCAGCAGGGGAGGCCUCCCGGGCGUUGGUUUACGGCGGUAGAGGGGCGCUGGGCUCCGCCUGCGUGAGGCACCUGCGGGCGAAGAACUGGUGGGUGCUCAGCAUUGAUUUAGCCGAAAAUCAAGAGGCGAGCGCCAACGUCGUGGUACAAAUGGGCGAUUCGUUUGUGGAACAAGCAGAGCAGGUAACGGAAGAUGUCAGAAAAGUCCUGGGUGAAAACAAGGUGGAUGCUAUCCUCUGUGUGGCUGGUGGAUGGGCUGGAGGCAGUGCCAAGGCGAAAUCUUUAUACAAAAACAGUGACCUGAUGUGGAAGCAAAGUGUUUGGACUUCAACCAUCUCUAGUCACUUGGCUACGAAAUACCUGAAGGAAGGGGGCCUAUUAACUCUAACAGGUGCAAAAGCAGCAUUAGUUGGAACACCAGGAAUGAUUGCAUAUGGCAUGGCCAAAGGAGCUGUCCAUCAACUCUGCCAGAGUCUAUCUGGUUCAAACAGUGGCCUCCCCGCUGGCGCUGCAGCUGUUGCGAUCCUCCCGGUUACCUUGGAUACUCCGAUGAAUAGGAAGUCCAUGCCAGAUGCUGACUUCAGCUCCUGGACGCCACUAGAUUUCAUCACAGGAACCUUUUAUGACUGGAUCAUCGGUAAAAACCGGCCAGAUUCUGGAAGUUUGAUCGAAGUGGCAACAACUGGAGGAAAAUCUGAACUUUCACCGGCCCAUCUCUGACCAAGGAGUGACAUUUGUGCAAACAGGAGUGAAGUCAUAAAGAUAUAAAAUCUGUCUAGUGUGUUUGAUCACCUUCUGUUCCUGUCCAUUAUCUGGCCUUAUUUGUGGAACCAGAUCUGCAGUUGUGUUGUGUUGCUAAAUGUGACACAGUGAGACUUAAUUAUUCAAAGAUGCAAGGCAUCUUGCAUUUAAUUAGAGAAAUGAGUUUCAAAAUGGAUUAAUGACUUAAUUUUGCUGAAUGAAAACUAGGGAGGGAGAGCAAGCAAGAAGCAAGUGACAAAACAUGGCUCAUGAGGCAAAUCCCACAACUUAUGUAUUUGCAUCUAAUGUUGGUGUGCAAGUACAGAAGAAUGAAGCUUGCAUUGGGACAUCUCUGCCCUCAUUUAUAGGUGAAUGGAAUGGAAAAUUGUCCUCUUGUAAGAAUACUUGUAUUUCUGUGAGUGGCCAUCUUGAAUGUUAUCCAAGUAGAUGUGCUCAGUUGUCAUAUAUUAAGAUGCAAUACUGUUACUCUUCUUGAAUAACUAUGACCAAGACCAAAACAAGGAUAUGCAUUCUGCCUUCCCCCUUCACAAAAAAUACCCUAAAAACAACCUAAAGAAUGUGAGUGCUGCACUUAAUUCUUCAUUCCUGAAUACUUUCUGAAUUUUCUUUACAAAUGCAGAAAGAAGAGUCCAUUUAACAUGGACAGUAUUGUUGCUGUCAUUUGCCUUAAAAGCAACAAAAAUUGUCAGUGCAGAGUGCCAAUUCUCAGGGCUGGUAUAUCUGGCGUAUUCCUGCUACCAUGUCCACAAAGAAAGCUGUUGACCUUAUUUUUUUUUCAGGAGAGUAAUCCUUCAGAUGAAUUCUUCAACCCAUACCAGUGAUGUUGCUAAGUUGUAGCUAAGGGUUUCAAAGUCUACAAAUUCCCUACAACUCCUGACCCAGGGCAAAAGGUUUAACAUUUGAUAUGUUUGAUUUGUGCAUCUGGAGGAAAAAUGAUGAUUUUCUUAGUAACCAACAGGAAGAGAUGAUGUCAUAUACACACAUGGGUUGCAGAUUGACUUACAACUCCUUGGUGUUGAAAGCAUUUGACAGGUAUAGAAUGUUUAGAUUUUGGCCCCAAAAUGUUAUGUCUAAAUGGUGUCAUUCUGAAGAUGAUCUGGCAGUUUUUCAGAAGUAAAUCUGAACAAAAAAUUCUUGGAAUGUAAAAGAUUCACUUUCAGAAAACUGCUGGGUCUCCUGAUGUGUUUCUAGAAAAAUCAGAUGUGAAAUGGUUUUUAUCUACCUGAAGCUCACUGAGAUAGAUAACAACUAUCUCACCUUAGAAGAAAUGCAGUUCUUCAUUCUUGAUCCAGCAAUUUCUACUUUUACCUCCCCGGGGCAGCUGUAAGAAUCAGUUGGGUCUACCCAUGCACAAACAACUUAAUGAAUACUCCACAUAUAUAACUUUUUAAAGUUGAGCUUUAAAACAGUGAAAUAGCCAAAAUGUUGUUAUCUCCAUAUAGAAUGUGUACUUAAUAAAUGUGCUUAAUAGGAGAAAGUGUAAGUAGUCUUUCAUGGUCUUUUAUGAGCCCUAGUGGUGCAGUGGUUAGAAUGCAAUAUUGCAGGUUAACUCUGCCCACAGCCUGGAAUUAGAUCCUGAUGAGGCUCAAGAUUGACUCAGCCUUCCAUCCUUCUGAGGGUGGUAAAAUGAGGAUCUGGAUUGCUGGGUGCGAUACACUGACAUUGUAAACUGCCCAGAGAGUGCCGUAAAGCACUAUGGGGCAGUAUAUACGUCUUAAGUGCUAUUGUUAUUUGUUGCUUUUCCUCAAAUGCUCCUUGAAAAUUUAUCUUCAUAUUGGAUAAACUCUUUUUAAUGAUUUACAAUCUGCAAAAUGAUGGACAUAUAAGUAUUUAUAUUAAAUAAAUUUAUUUAAUGAAUAAACAAAUGUUGUAAGACUGCACAAGGAUAUUGAUAUAAAAGGCAGUAUAUAAGCAUUGUGAAUAUCCCUAUAGAUGAUAUAUGAUAAAAUGUGUUCAACUGUUUCAACAUUUUUUGUUCAACACAAACAUGUUUUUCAAAUAUGAUUUUAGACAAUUUUCUGUAUAAGUGAUGCUGAAGGCAAAAUAGAAAAAAAAAUCCUUAAUUUGAGAAUGCAAGUAAGGAGAGAUAAUUGGCUGUUUUCCAAAAGUCUUGGUCAUCCAAAUCCUAUUUCUUUGUGAUAAGCUAUUUACCUCUCCCUGCAUACUUAAGCAAUAUACAGAAAAGGAUUUAAUGCAACUAUCUUAAAAUACAAAUCAAAUUAUUUCACCAGUUAAAACAUAUCUGAAAUGUCUGCAUUCCUAUGCAUAUGUCAGACUCUGCUUUGACUGGAACCAACUGAGGCCUGAAAUCCUGACAAAGCACGAAGCAUUUUAAAAAAUGAUUAUUUCCAGAGCAACCCUGUAAACCAGAAGGUCAUUGGUAGGUGAUGAGGCCAGCAAGUCUCUGAAUAACUUAAUGGGGAAAACACUUCACCAAGAUGUUGGGACCUUUAUUUACCAACUGUAUUACCUUAGCUUGGGAGCUAUGAGGCAGUCUUUCAGACCCCUCAGAUUCUUUAUCGGGAAGCUGGCAUUCUGUUGGGAGGGGGGAAUGUGUGGGUCCUGGCAUGUGAUUCUUUUGCUUUGGUCUUAUACAUUUUGAUGUAUCUCUUUGGCUGUGAAAGGGGAAAGGAAUGUGCCUAGGGCCAUCUGCCUUAUCUCUGCUCUGCUGGGAAGAAGAUGCAAUGCUUGGGAACAGUACUUUAUCAUUCUUUCAUCUUCCAGUUCCCAUAAAAACUUUGCACCUGUGGAUUGGCUGGAAAUGGACUAGACACUUGGGCACUUGGGAGGGGUUCUGAAGAGAGGGGUUUCAUGUAACGUUUUGCAUGGAAAAUAUUCAGAUCUUGCCUUGCCUUUCUGCUUU
Messenger RNA from Protobothrops mucrosquamatus (brown spotted pit viper), 3674 nucleotides. RefSeq names its product quinoid dihydropteridine reductase (gene QDPR). Gene Ontology annotation, cellular component: cytoplasm. The transcript is spliced from 7 exons. NCBI's taxonomy places the organism in Eukaryota, Metazoa, Chordata, Lepidosauria, Squamata, Viperidae. Bases 47 to 769 code for a protein of 240 amino acids. Gene Ontology annotation, molecular function: 6,7-dihydropteridine reductase activity; NADH binding; NADPH binding. Gene Ontology annotation, biological process: tetrahydrobiopterin biosynthetic process; L-phenylalanine catabolic process. The record is from RefSeq and is a predicted model, not a curated record.